This is a messenger RNA of Crotalus tigris (Tiger rattlesnake), 3464 nucleotides long. RefSeq names its product fibrinogen C domain containing 1 (gene FIBCD1). The transcript has 7 exons. Lineage: Eukaryota; Metazoa; Chordata; Lepidosauria; Squamata; Viperidae. Bases 417 to 1799 code for a protein of 460 amino acids. The record is from RefSeq and is a predicted model, not a curated record.
GCAAACCCAGAGACAGGAGGGGGAAACCCGCGUCCAGGUGCAGGCUUGCGUGGACGUCGCGGCGGCGAAUGCCAGCCUGCGUGUUUUUUUAAAAGCGGCGCGACCCUCUCCGUCCCCGAGGCCCCCUCCCCACCUGCAGGCGAGCGAGGAAGAGGGUGGCAGCCGGCUUGCAAGACAGCUGCUAAGCCAGGGGACGGAGCCUUCAGAGCUCAGCGGAUUCAGCCUCUCCCCCCCGGUUGGAGCAAACGGCACCCCCCAGGAUACCCCCCUUCUCUCCCCAUUGAGGAACUCUUGGCCUCCCUGACUCUCGCCACCUGCUUUUGGGGGACCCCUCGGAGCCGGGCAGAGGGAGAUCUCCUUGCUGGAGCGUUGCCUUCUCUCGCCACCCCGAAACCCCCUUUCUUUUCCAACCAAAGAUGGUCAACGAACGCUGGAAAAAUGUGGGGAGAUCGGCGCAGCUGGAGGACGGACCUCAGGAGAAAUCUCAGAGGGUGAACUGUAGCUACAUCCUCUGCACCGUCCUCCUCUCCGUGGUGAUCCUCUUAGCUGUCACCGUUACCGCCGCCAUCCUCUUCAUGAACCACUACCACACCCCGGUCACCGAAUCCCCGCCCAUCAUCACCACCAAUCCAGACGACGCCAACGCUUUGGUCACCAUUGAGAAAGCUGACACUUCCCGCAUCAACAUCUUCAUUGACCCGAACUGUCCGAGCCAAGCCAACAGCUUCGUCCGCUUGGAGAGCCUGCAAACGUCCCUCCUGCGAGUCGUGACGGACCACGAGGCUGAGACCAAGUCCUCCACGGGGCAGGAUCGGGCCUUGCUGGUGGGCCUCUCGGACGAGGUCUCCAAGCUGCUCUCUCACACCACCCAGCUCCGGACGGACUGUGAGAAUUUGAAGAAGGGCCAUGGCGCCCUCGGGCAGGAGCUGAGCGCCCUCCAGAACGAGCAAGGGCGCCUCAUACAGCUGCUUUCCGAAAGCCAGACCCACAUCGCGCGGCUGGUGAACUCCGUCAGCGACAUUCUGGACACGCUGCAAAAGGAGCGCAGCCUCGCCCGGCCACGGAUGAAGGCGGACCUCCAGCGGAUCCCGUCUCGGGGCCCACGGCCCAAAGGAUGUCCGAACGGCUCGAGGCCUCGGGAUUGCUUUGACGUCUAUGCCGGUGGACAACAAGGGGACGGGGUCUUCUCCAUCUUCCCCACUCACUACCCGGAGGGGUUCCAGGUUUAUUGUGACAUGACCACAGAUGGUGGAGGAUGGACAGUCUUUCAGAGGCGUGAGGACGGCUCCGUGAAUUUCUUCCGUGGCUGGGAAGCUUAUAAAGAUGGAUUUGGAAAACUGACAGAGGAACACUGGCUGGGUCUGAAGCGAAUCCAUGCUCUCAGCACGCAAGGAAACUAUGAAUUGCGCAUCGACCUGGAGGAUUUCGAUAAUGGCACGGCCUAUGCCCAUUACGGGACUUUUGCAGUCGGCCUGUUUUCUGUGGACCCGGAGGAAGAUGGCUACCCCAUCUCCAUUGCUGACUAUUCUGGAACAGCAGGAGACUCUCUCUUGAAACACAAUGGCAUGAAAUUCACCACCAAAGACCUGGACAACGACCAUUCGGAGAACAACUGCGCCGCCUUUUACCACGGUGCUUGGUGGUAUCGCAACUGUCACACGUCCAACCUGAACGGUCAGUACCUCAAGGGCCACCACAGCUCCUAUGCAGACGGAAUCGAGUGGUCAUCCUGGACAGGUUGGCAAUAUUCUCUCAAGUUCACCGAAAUGAAAAUUCGGCCGGUCAGAGAUGAAAACUAGCGGUGUGUUCCUCCUUCAUUCCUCUCUCACCUUUCCACCUUCGAAGCUCACUGUGGUUUUGCCUGAGUCUGGAGAAACACAGAAGCCGAGAAAUUCCCUUGCCAUCUCUUCACACUUGACUAUGUCAAAUGUUCUCUUUGUGUCCUCAACUGAGUUUUGGAGAAGACACUCGUUGUAUACCUCUCUCUGGUGCAAGACAAGCAUUCUUGUAAAUCGGUCCUCUUCUCUACACCCAAAAGGACAGACUUGAGAAGAAAACAUCUCUCUUCACUUCAUCUUGAUGGGUGUAAUCACGCACCUCCCCUAGCAAUCCAAGAUGUUAUUUUAAGAGAGGUCUUUUGCUCUUCGGAGAAGUUAGCUUUGGUUCAAGAGCAUCUUCCCAGGGACCUCCAUAAAAAAAAAAGUUGCCCUAAUUAUUUUUAUGGGGAGCCACACAUUAAUUAUUCAGCUGAGGAAGGCCACUUGAAAAGGAAGGAAGGAUUUAGCUGGUGACAAGAAUGGGUCACAUAUUAGAAGCUCAGGGUGAAAUCUAUAAUGGGGAAAACAAAUUGCAUGGAUGGAUGUAGAAAGUAAAUUUAUCAUAGGACACAAGACUCUUUUGGAAAACUCAAUCACCUGCAAAAAUUUCCAGGCUGUGUAAAAAAGGAGCAGAAUUUAUUCAUUUUCCUGUGUCUGGUUAAAGGAAGGCAAAUGAAGUGCCAGCUAUAAAAAUGAGAUUAAUUCCAUAAACCACAGUUCAACUACACAUAGAUAUACCAUCAAAAAUUGGUCCCAGGACUGCUGAACAUUUUAAAAAAAAUAAUGGAAGACCCCAAAGAGCCGUAGAUAUAACAAGAAGCUUAUAUCUACAGUGACCAGGCGUCCUUUAUCUCAGAAAACUAUUCUUUAGAUUUAUUUAUUUUACCAAAAACUCCUUCUUGUCUGUGAUUUUGGUCACGGUUCACCGUGCAAAUGGCACCCUGCAAUGCCCAGCCUUCAUUCAUGUGAAAAAUAUGGAAAUUGAAGUGUCUUUUUAAAAAUAAGUUUACAUACAGGUAGAGUCUUUGACUUAUAACCAUUUACAGCAGUUUCAGAAUCCCAGAGACCAAAAUUUCUUUUGCUAAGCAAAGGUGUUUCUUAAGUGGGUCACGUCCGAUUUUACAACCACGUGCCACGGUUGUUAAAUGAAUCAUUGCAGCUGUGAAGUGAACCACAUGGUCAUUAAGGGAAUCUGACUUCCUCCCAUUGACUGUGCUUGUCGAAAGCCGGCUGGGAAGGACACAAAUAACGAUUACAUGAGUGCAGGACAAUACAACAGGCAUAAGUACAUGUCAGUUGCCAAGCACCCAAAUUUUGAUCAUGUUACCCCGGGGAAUCUGCAAUGGUUGUAACAACUGCGAGGACCAGUCGUAAGUCACUUUUUCAGAGCGAUUGUAACUUCCAACCAUCACCAACAAAUGGUUGUAAAGUCGAGGACUUACCUGCAUAAGGUUUGAUUUUGUAUACUUUUAUUAGAACAUACAUUUUUUUGUAAAUAUUGUCUCGGUUUUGAUCCUGAAUUUUCCUUUGUAAAGCAAAGUUAUAAAAAGAAGCAAGUAAAAUGGUUGAUCCUUACAAAUCUUGUUUCAGAUUUAUCCUUUUUUCCAGGUCUUCUGUUCGUUCUUCCCUCCAAUGAUCACUGCAAUU